AUGCGCAACUCGGUCGUGUUUGUCGCGCUCUCUGCACUCGGUGCCGUCAAUGCCGUCAAGAACUUCACCAUUGAUCCCUCGGCUGUUCCUCUAACGCAGCGGUCGAACUGGUGUUCUGCACAGGGCAACACAUGCUCGACGCUUUGUGACGGCAACCCCAAGGCCAACAGUUGUGACCCCAACUUGUUGACAUUCAACUGUCUGUGCCAGAACGGCACCGCCCCCGGCCUCGAGUACUACACGCAGACUCUGCCUACCUUCAUCUGCCAGGAAGCUUAUUCUGAGUGCAACGCAGCCAACGUUGGCAACGCACAGGGCCAGAAGAACUGCACGACUAGCAUUCAGGACCAGUGCGGUUCUCUCAACCCGGACAACUACACUGCUGUUGCUGCAAGCUCCUCUGCCCCGGCGACCAGUGCCACAGCUACUGACAAGGGCGCGUCGGCUUCGGCUACUAACACUCCUGCUCCGAGCUCGACCAAGUCCGCGAACGGCGCCAUGCCCACGGCCGUUGGCCACCUUGGCAACGGUGCCGCCGCUGUGGCUCUGGGCCUGUUUGCUUACCUCCUGUAA
This is a messenger RNA of Sporothrix schenckii 1099-18, 573 nucleotides long. RefSeq lists its product as uncharacterized. NCBI's taxonomy places the organism in Eukaryota, Fungi, Ascomycota, Sordariomycetes, Ophiostomatales, Ophiostomataceae. The transcript is spliced from 4 exons. The record is from RefSeq and is a predicted model, not a curated record. The coding region runs from base 1 to 573 and encodes 190 amino acids.